UCUGGGUAUGUCGAACUUGUUCUGUAGUGAAGCUCUCGAGCAAAAGUUUCUCUAAGCUUAACGUUGACAAAAAUCACUUAAAGCAUAAACACAGUCAUUUCAGGAAGUUGUGUAGGAUGUGACCUUGAGUAUUUCACAACAAACUGACUUCUUGCGUGUGGACGAUCCAGCCACCACUGUCGAGGGAAAUCAGUACGCAGCAGGCAGAUGGAGCAGAUACCUAGGCCAACAGUGUUUGACUUUCAUGGAGUUUCCAUGACCAAAUACUUCACUGACAACUGGGACAACAUACAGAACUUCCAAGCAAGACCAGAUGAUAUCCUUAUAGCUACGUAUCCUAAAGCAGGAACCACGUGGGUCUCUUACAUCCUGGAUCUUCUUUAUUUUGGGAAGACAUGUCCAGAGCGUCAGGAGACCGUUCCUAUUCAAGAGAGAGUGCCCUUUCUGGAGAUCAUUAUACCAUCGGUUUUCACAGGUAAAGACAUGGCAGACCAGCUUCCUACCACUCCUCGUCUCAUUAAAACUCAUCUUCCUGUCCAGUUCAUACCAAAGUCUUUCUGGGAACAAAACAGCAGGAUCGUCUAUGUGGCUCGCAAUGCAAAGGACAGUGCAGUGUCCUAUUUCCACUUUGGCCGUAUGAACAGCCUCCAGCCAGAACCAGGGGACUGGAGCAGCUUUCUGCAGGAUUUUAUAGAUGGAAAGGUGGUGUUUGGAUCGUGGUUUGACCAUGUGAACGGCUGGUGGGAGAAGAAACAGACUCACUCAAAACUUCUCUACCUGUUCUAUGAAGAUCUGAUUGAGGACGCUGGACGAGAGAUAGAUCAACUCUGUUCCUUCCUUGGUUUGUCUUUCUCCGCUGAGGAGAAGCAGAGUGUUGUAACUGAGGUCAAGUUUGACAGUAUGAAACAAAACAAAAUGACCAACUACUCCACUACCACAAUUAUGAAUCAGAAGGUGUCUCCUUUCAUGAGAAAAGGUCAAGUUGGUGACUGGAAGAACCAUUUCACUGUGGCCCAGGAUGAGCAGUUUAAUGAGGUAUACAAGCAGAAAAUGAGGAAUCCUGCACCGCAGUUUCGCACUGAAGUGUAGCGACCUGGCUUUUUCCAAGUCUGCAAGAGGAACAUUCCUGAACUGUGACUUGUUGAAAUACGGUGUGAAUGUUAUGGAGUCAGAUGUCCUAAUUGAUUUACAAGGAAAUCAGUGUAAGACAUGUAAUGUUCUUUAAAGGGACAUUUUUUUAACUGAUCAUCAACCGAUUUUAAACAAUAAACAAAAGCAAAUUACUUAAAAGUGCAAUUGUGUUGGGAUGCAUUGUUACAUCAAAUCUGCAUUUUAACACUUUAAUAGAAGGAAUGGUCUUGUCAUUAAACAAUAUGGUUCAACAAUGAGUAGAAUUACAUAUUGUUCUGAAUGUCUUACAAAAUAUGGUAUAAAUAAUUUAAUAAUGAUUUCAAUACCUGUACAAAUUGAAUUCUUUUUCAAAAACAGCAUAUUCCAUCUUCCAUCUCCUUACAAACUAUUUUGUGGUGUAAAACUUACGUAACUUGAUUUUUUCUAUUGUUGUUAAGAAAAGUCUCACAUGUAGGAGAAUAUU
Labrus mixtus (cuckoo wrasse) is the source of this 1594-nucleotide messenger RNA. Its product is annotated as cytosolic sulfotransferase 1-like. Gene Ontology annotation, molecular function: sulfotransferase activity. The transcript is spliced from 8 exons. The record is from RefSeq and is a predicted model, not a curated record. Bases 208 to 1089 code for a protein of 293 amino acids. Gene Ontology annotation, biological process: sulfation. Lineage: Eukaryota; Metazoa; Chordata; Actinopteri; Labriformes; Labridae. Gene Ontology annotation, cellular component: cytoplasm.